This is a messenger RNA of Dracunculus medinensis (Guinea worm), 1695 nucleotides long. NCBI's taxonomy places the organism in Eukaryota, Metazoa, Nematoda, Chromadorea, Rhabditida, Dracunculidae. The record is from the annotation of a GenBank genome assembly.
AUGUCUGAUACAGCUGUAAAAUCGCCAAUCAACAAUCAUCAAUCUAUAACAAAGUUGGAUUCUAUUCCUGGGCGUAUUGUUAAGGAAAACUUGAUGAGGAAUAUAUCAUGUGAUUCCUACACCACCUUUCGAGCAUCACAGCAUGUCGCCGAUGUUAUAUUUGAUCUUUUUAGAGAUACAGAAACCGAUAAAUUGGCAGUAGCGACACUACUCAAGUUGCUAGCUCAAUGUGGUAUCCGACAAGACGAUCUAAGGCUUGAAGAUUUUUUAAAGGCUGUCGAGAAAGUUAGCGAAGAAAGAAGGCAAUCAGAAACGGGAUCUAAACUUUCACUAUCGUCGCCAACAAAUAUCGUAUACAAUGCUGAAUUGGAAAGGGAUGUAUUUAAGAAAUGUGUUGGUGAAAAAGCUGGUCUGAUUGCCAAAGCAUUGAAAAUGCAAUUAAUAAUACCGGACUGGCCAACGUUUACAUCAGCCAUCGGUCAAAUUUUCGAAAGCUGUCAUCAAUUUAUUGAUGGAAAGGUAGCAACGUAUAUACCGCAGCUAGCUCGAUCAAACCCUACGCAUUGGGCUUUAUCGAUAUGCACCGUCGAUGGACAGCGUCAUUCAUGGGGCGACGCAAAAAUACCUUUCUGUUUGCAAAGUGUCUCAAAACCUUUCACAUACGCUAUAGCACUUGAAGAGCUUGGCGCUGAAUAUGUGCACACAUACGUUGGCCAAGAACCAUCGGGCAGACUAUUCAACGAAAUUUGCCUCGAUCAUAAUCUUGCUUCAUUGUUGCAACAAUCGAGAUCAUUAGCAGAUCGAUUCGAUUUCGCCUUGCAACAAUUUAAAAAAUUUGCUGCUAGUGGUUAUGUUGGUUUUAAUAAUUCAGUUUUCCUAUCGGAACGUGCAACUGCUGAUCGUAAUUAUGCAUUAACUUAUUAUAUGCGUGAACAUAACUGUUUUCCACCGAAAUCAAGUACUGUUCAGGAAACAUUAGAUUUUUAUUUUCAACUAUGUUCAAUUGAAACGAAUGCAGAUGCUUUAGCAGUUAUGGCUGCUACACUUGCGAAUGGUGGAGUUUCACCACUGACAGGCGAACGAGUUGUUUGUAAUUUAGCUGUUCGAGAUACUUUAUCAUUGAUGUAUUCAUGUGGAAUGUAUGAUUACUCUGGACAGUUUGCUUUUACGGUUGGUUUACCAGCAAAAAGCGGCGUAUCCGGUGAUAUGAUUAUCGUGAUUCCAAACGUGAUGGGCAUAAGUUUAUAUUCCCCACCGCUAGAUGCGUUGGGUAAUACGGUACGCGGUGUGAAAUUCGCUGAGCAACUCGUCGAAAAAUUCAAUUUUCAUAAUUACGAUAGUCUCGUCUAUUCUGAAACACACAAAAUGGAUCCAAGAAGACGACUUGGUGAAGCUCGAUACGAAUCAAUCUCUAAUAUGAUGUAUGCAAUAAGAGCUGGCGAUGUACCCGCUUUGCAAAGAUAUAUAUUAUUGGGUGUUAAUAUCAUGGAACGUGAUUAUGACGAUCGAACCGUAUUGCAUGUCGCUGCAUCCGAAGGUAAUGAAAAUAUUCUAAAAUUCCUACUGAAAAAAUGGAAUGAAGUAACAGAACCACAAGAUCGUUACGGUAGAACACCAACGGACGACGCUGUGCAUUUCGGACAUAAGAAAUGUGAAGAGCUUCUCAACAAAUUUUUUAAAUAUGAAUCGUCAUAG